CCCGGAGAUUAUCGUUGGCGGGGUUCAAGAUACGGCUCUGGGGAUCGGUAUCUCUUCCUACUAUCUAAAAGACUCGGGGCCCUGGAAUAAAACCCCAUGUAAACCCUACACAGCAUUCCUUUCUGCAAUAUCAUAUCUAACACAAUGAACACAUCAACAAUCCCCCUCAUAAUCCACGGAAAAGACAUCCUCCAACCCACCCAUGAACGCAAAUACCCCAUCUCAUUGACAACACCACAACCCUCUCCGGGAUUCUUCCAAGGCGCAACCCCAGACCUAGCAAUCCAAGCCAUCGAAUCCAGCGCAAGUGUCUUCCCCGCAUGGUCAAGGACAGAUCCCUCCCACCGAAGACAACUUCUACUCAAUCUAGCUAGGCUCCUCCGCACCCAAACCCCCCACAUCCAAACCCUUAUCGAAUCCGAAAUCCACUGCUCGCAUCAAUGGACCGAGGAAAACAUCUCCGUGUCGAUCAACAUGAUCGAAGAAACCGCCUCCCUGAUCACAGAUACAUUAACGGGAAUAAUCCCCCCAUCUAAGGGACCUAGCUUCGCACUUGUCCUCAAGAAACCACUCGGUGUGGUACUGGGUAUUGCGCCGUGGAAUGCACCGCUUAUAUUAGGGUUCAGAGCCAUAGUAGCUGCUGUAGCGGGGGGAAAUUGUGUGGUUUUCAAGGGAUCGGAACUAAGUCCCCGCACGCAUCAUUUCAUCGCAGGAUUAUUCCGCGAGGCGGGGUUCCCACCAGGAGUGGUUAACUUCGUGUUGCAUCGGCCGGAAGAUGCAGCGGAGGUGUAUGAGGUUAUGAUUGAGCAUCCGGCAGUCAGGAAAUGUAAUUUCACUGGGUCGACUGGGGUAGGGAGGGUUAUUGCGGCCAAGGCAGUGAGGGCGUUGAAGCCCGUGUUGUUGGAGUUGGGAGGGAAGAAUUCCGUGGUGGUUUUGGAGGAUGCAGACUUGGGACAGGCGGCGGAGGAGAUUGUGAAGGCGGGAUUUUUGAAUAAUGGUCAAAUUUGCAUGUCCACGGAUCUGGUAUAUGUUUUUCGGUCGGUGGCGGGGGAGUUGAUCGGGAGGAUAUUGGAAAGGUUGUAUGCUGAGGAGAGACCGCAUAGGGUUAUUUCGAGGGCGAGUCGGGAUCGGUUGAUGGGGUUGGUGGAUGAUGCGAGGGACAAAGGGGCGGUUAUUCAUCAGGCGGGGAAUCCAUUUGCUGAGGAUCCGCUGGGUUUCCCGGCGACAGUGAUUGAGGGUGUGACGGAGAGUAUGGAGUUCUAUACAGUCGAGUCGUUUGGUCCGGUGUUUGGGAUUGUGGUGGUUGAGUCGGAACAGCAGGGUCUGGAGAUGGUCAAGCGGUCCGCAUAUGGUUUGUCGUCGGCGGUGUUUACGCGGGAUCAUUUCAAGGCGUUGGAAAUGUCCGGGGAGCUUGCAGCGGGAGCUGUCCAUGUUAAUGCGGGGACGGUGCAUGAUGAAGCGACGCUGCCUCAUGGUGGACUGGGGGAUAGUGGAUGGGGACGGUUCGGAGGGAGAUGGGGCUUGGAGGAGUUUUUGCAGACCCGGACGGUGGUUUUGAAUAAGUGUCGGGCUUCUUUGUAA
Messenger RNA from Aspergillus sclerotioniger CBS 115572, 1581 nucleotides. RefSeq names its product ALDH-like protein. The transcript is spliced from 4 exons. The record is from RefSeq and is a predicted model, not a curated record. Gene Ontology annotation, molecular function: succinate-semialdehyde dehydrogenase (NAD+) activity. Bases 145 to 1581 code for a protein of 478 amino acids. NCBI's taxonomy places the organism in Eukaryota, Fungi, Ascomycota, Eurotiomycetes, Eurotiales, Aspergillaceae.